UCCUGCCCGCGGCUCAUUUCCAUGCCGAGAGCCUGACAUCAGAGCACCUUUUGUUGCUAAACUGCUUUCUCGGGGCCGGGAGGGGCGGGAGUCCUGUGGAGCUGGAAGAGCUCAUUUCGAAGAGAAGGGGGUCCCGGGAGCGCAUCCCGAGCUGCGGAGGCGCCGCGGUGACCCGGGCGGGAGCUGCCCGGACCUGCGGGCGGGCGGGAGUCGCGUGCCGCGGCGCGUCGGGGCCUCGUCACCGGAAGAAACGCCUUGGCCGCGGGUGGGAUCGCGCCCGGGCGGCCCCGGUCCCCGCCGCCGCGCUCGGUGGUGCGCACUUUGCCUCCCGCGCCCCCGGGUGGGAAAGUUGGUGGACUUGUCAGCCGCGGGGCGGGCGCCGGCGAGGGGCCCGCGGGAUCGCAGCGCCGGGGGAUGCGGCGCGGGCGCGCGCCUCGGUGACGCCGCGGGCGGGGACCCGGCGCCGGGGGCGGCGAUCUGGUGAGGGGCGCGCGUGCCCCGGGGACCCGGACGCAGUGUGCGGGACGCGGCCAUGGAGGAUGCGGGAGCCGCGGGUGCAGCCGGCCCGGGGCCAGAGGCAGAGUCCGAGUCGGAGUCCGAGACCGGGGCGGGCAUGUCCAAGACAUUCUCCCGGCUCUGGACCGACGUGAUGGGCAUCCUGGACGGCUCCCUGGGCAACAUCGAUGACCUGGCACAGCAGUAUGCAGACUACUACAAUACCUACUUCUCCGACGUGUGCGAGAAGAUGGAGGAGCUGCGCAAGCGGCGGGUUUCCCAGGACCUGGACGUGGAGAAAGCCGAUGCCAGCCCCACAUCACUUCAGCUGCGGUCCCAGAUCGAAGAGUCGCUUGGUUUCUGUAGCGCCGCAUCAACACCAGAAGUGGAAAGAAAGAACUCUCUUCACAAGUCAAACUCAGAAGACAGCGCUGUAGGAAAAGGAGACUGGAAGAAGAAAAAUAAGUAUUUCUGGCAGAACUUCCGAAAGAACCAGAAAGGAAUAAUGAGGCAGACUUCAAAAGGAGAAGAUGUGGGCUAUGUUGCAAGCGAGAUAACAAUGAGCGAUGAGGAACGAAUUCAGCUGAUGAUGAUGGUCAAGGAGAAGAUGAUCACCAUUGAGGAGGCACUGGCCAGGCUCAAGGAGUACGAGGCCCAGCACCGGCAGUCAACUGCCUUGGACCCCGCCGACUGGCCGGAAGGCUCUUACCCCACAUUUGAUGGCUCAUCAAACUGCAAUUCAAGAGAACAAUCGGAUGAUGAGACCGAGGAGUCGGUGAAGUUUAAGAGGUUACACAAGCUGGUGAACUCCACCCGCAGAGUGAGAAAGAAACUCAUCAGGGUGGAUGAAAUGAAAAAGCCCAGCACUGAAGGCGGGGAGGAGCCCGUGUUUGAGAGCCCCCCGGCACUGGACGAGAGGGCCGCCCUGUACUCGGGCGUGCACAAGAAGCCGUUCCUGUUCGACGGCUCCCCAGAGAAGCCUCCGGAAGAUGACGUGGACCCUUUCGCCUCCUCUCCAUCGCCCAGCAACCUGGAGGCCUGGGCCGCCGGCCGGAAGCUGGUCAAAACCUUCAGCAAGGGAGACAGCCGGGGCCUCAUCAAGCCCCCCAAGAAGAUGGGCACGUUCUUCUCGUACCCGGACGAGGACAAGGCCCAGAAGGUGUCCCGCUCCCUGACCGAGGGCGAGAUGAAGAAGAGCCUGGGGUCCCUGAGCCACGGGGUAAGUACCGAGGGCGGCGUGUGCCUCUGUGACGGCCACCACCACCGCCGCAGGCACCACCUCCUGGUGUCCCUGGAGGAGGUGCAGAGCGUCCGCAAGCAGCUGCGCCUGAAGAAGACGGACGCCAACUACGCCUGCUCCCGGGCUUUCCUCUGCCAGCGCCCCCUGUCCCGCAGAGGAGCCCCCGGCGCGCCCUGGGACCUGCAGCUGCUGCGGCAGAGACCCAAAGGGGGAGGAGGGGGCUGCGGCGGCCCCGGCAGGAGGGGGCGCGGGCGCCCCGCCGCGGUCAGCGAGGUCAAUAUCACCUACGUGGUGGAGCGGAGCCUGUACAGCCACCUGAACCUGAACCUGAGCCAGCUGGUGCGGCCGGCCUCAGACAGGACGCUGGGCAAGGCCGAGCAGCGGGACCUGCGGCGCUGCCUGCUGCUGCAGGAGGAGGACGAGGCCAGGAGGAAGUGGGCCGCCACGGUGGACCGCUGUGCUAAGAGGGUUCUCUUGAGAAUCCACCAGAAGUCCAGAACCUGCAGCUUUGGAGGAUUUGACUUGACGAAUCGUUCUCUGCACGUUGGCAGCAAUAACGCUUACCCGAUGGGUAAAGAAGGAGAUUUUGUGUACAAGGAAGUCAUCAAGUCACCUACGGCCUCCCGCAUUUCUCUUGGAAAAAAGGUCAAAUCCGUGAAAGAGACAAUGAGGAAGAGAAUGUCCAAAAAGUACAGCAACUCUGUCCCUGAGCAGGACGCGGGCCUCGAUGGAAUGCCUGGCUCCCCGCCACCCUCCCAGCCUGACAGUGAACACAUGGACAAGCCCAAGCUCAAAGCCGGAGGUUCCGUAGAGAGUCUUCGGAGUUCGCUGAGUGGACAGAGCUCGAUGAGUGGCCAGACAGUGAGUACCACCGAUUCCUCCACCAGCAACCGAGAGAGCGUCAAGUCGGAAGACGGCGAUGAUGAGGAGCUCCCCUACCGGGGCCCCUUCUGUGGGCGCGCCAGGGUGCACACUGACUUCACCCCCAGUCCCUAUGACACAGACUCUCUCAAGCUGAAGAAAGGAGACAUCAUCGAUAUAAUCAGCAAGCCACCCAUGGGCACCUGGAUGGGCCUGCUGAACAACAAGGUGGGCACCUUCAAGUUCAUCUACGUGGACGUGCUGAACGAGGAGGAGGAGAAGCCCAAGCGCCCCACCAGGAGGAGGAGGAAAGGAAGACCACCCCAGCCCAAGUCCGUGGAGGACCUCCUCGACCGGAUUAACCUGAAAGAGCACAUGCCCACCUUCCUGUUCAAUGGCUAUGAGGAUCUGGACACCUUUAAGCUCCUGGAGGAGGAGGACUUGGAUGAGUUAAAUAUCAGGGACCCAGAACAUAGAGCCGUUCUCUUGACAGCGGUGGAGCUGCUACAGGAGUAUGACAGUAACAGCGACCAGUCUGGAUCCCAGGAGAAGCUGCUCGUUGAUAGCCAGGCCUUGAGCGGGUGCUCCCCACGGGACUCGGGAUGCUACGAAAGCAGUGAGAACCUGGAAAACGGCAAGUCUCGGAAGUCUGGUCUUCUCUCUGCCAAGUCCUCCGCCGAGUCCAGCUUGAAGUCCUUCGGCAGGAGUCAGCUGGGCCCCUUCCCCACGCUGCCGCUGCCCAAGGCGGCGGGCGCCCUGAAGCAGGGGGUGGAGGGCAGGCUGGGCAGCGGCCUGAGCCCGCACCCUCUGAAGGACUGUGAGCCGCCCUGUGUGACCGGCUUGAAUAAAAACCGGAGGAGCCUCCCCGGCUCCAUCUGCCGGAGCUGUGAGACCCUGGAGGGCCCCCAGCCCGUGAAGACCUGGCCCCGCUCCCAGUCCCUGGAUGACCUCCAAGGAGAGCCCGACGCUGACAACGAUGUGCCUGGCGCGGUGACCGAACCCUGCCCCCAGACCGUACCCGAAGUGCCACAGAAGACAGCCCCCUCCGUCGCCAAGGCUCACGGCCCCCGGGGAGAGUCUGCUGUUGACAAUGCGUUGCUACUGACCCAAAGCAAGAGGUGUCUUGACCCUCAGAAAACGACUACUAAGAAACUGGGCGGCUCCAUGGCAGCCGCUUCCAGUGGCUUGUCACCUCCUCCGUGUUUGCCCCAGAGCCAGGACGCUCAGCCUCCCAGGCACGGCUUCACAAGGACUCCUCUCGAGGGUCACAGAAAAGGACUUGAUCCCGAAGGGACCUGUCAGCCCCCGAACGCCAAAGAGGGUGAGCAGAGGGGCCCCGAGGCCACGGCGCCAGGCAGACAUCCCACGCAGCCCCCGCCCGUUCCUGCCAAGAAGAGCAAAGAGCGCCUGGCCAACGGCCUCCACCCCUGCCCUCCGGGCCCCGGCGCCCCGAGCCUGCCCCUAAAGAAGGGGGGCUCCGGCGGCUCCGGCGGCUGUGCCUCUCCCCAGGCCCCCCAGCCGCCCUCCAGACAGGAGCCCGGCAGCCCACCGAGCCCGCGGCCCCCGCCCUGGCUCUCCGAGCUGCGGGAGAGCGCCAGCCUGCAGGAGCACGGCGUGAGGCUGGGCCCGGCCGGGGCCAGGAAGAUCUCCUGCGCUCGGGGAGUGGACCUGGAGAUGCUCACUGAAGACAAGUUACGAGCUGAAGGCAUCGACCUCACCGAGGAGCCCUAUUCCGAUAAGCACGGCCGCUGCGGGAUCCCCGAGGCCCUGGUGCAGAGAUACGCAGAGGACCUGGACCAGCCCGAGAGGGACGUCGCCGCCAACAUGGACCAGAUCCGCGUGAAGCUGCUUCGCAAGCAGCACCGCAUGGCGAUCCCCAGCGGCGGGCUCACCGAGAUCUGCAGGAAGCCCCUCUCCCCGGGAUGCGUGGCGUCCGUGUCGGAUUGGCUGAUCUCCAUCGGCCUGCCCAUGUACACCGGCGCCCUCGCCGAGGCGGGCUUCUGUACGCUGGGCCACGUGCCUUCUCUGUCCCACACCUGCCUGCAGGAGGCGGGCAUCACCGAGGAGAGACACAUAAGCAAGCUCGUGUCCGCGGCCAGACUCUUCAAGCUGCCGCCCGGCCCCGAGGCCAUGUAGCCAGGCCCGCGGGGGACCGCCUGGCCGGAGCCACCCUCUCACUGUGCUUACGACGCUGAUGCAACUUCUUCUUCCCUGGACGUGCAGACCAGAUCCAGAAGAAGGGCCCAGCGUAUGGCCUGAUGGAGCUCGACACCUUGGCUCGGGACCGAUGACCCUGUCUUCUCCAGGAAAGCCCCUUUGAGGAAGCACAGGGGUGCUUCUCUUUGACCCCCCCUCCACCCCCAAAGAAAAGAGGAGCACUUGUUUUUAUUUUCAGAACAGGCCAGAAGCAAGAUGCCAACUCGCCACACAUGCUGUGCCUCCGGUCUGUGGGUGCGCUGGGGGAGAGGGCUGAGGGCAGAGGGAGGGGCAGCCAGUUCUGGGUCUCACGGUGCUGCCGUCGACCUUCUGUCUGUGACCCCACAGGAGCCCCGAGGGCCCGACAGGCUCAGCCAGCUAGGCCAAAGUCACAGACUCGGGAGUGAUUGUACAUCGGUGGACAUGCUCGUUAGUUCAAAAGUAAGAAAACCUGUCUGCACUAAGAGGAAAAGAAGUCCUGUUCUCCUUCAGAUAAACGAGACAUUGUAAUAAUUGCUUUCCAGCAGUCCGCUUUUAUUUGCCUUAAUGUACGCUUCCAAGCAGUUAUCUAACCUAGUGCUCACUGCCCUGUAACCAUAGUUCCAAGUCUUCGGCUUAGACUGCCGUCUAACAUCUGGGACUUUCCCAGCAAAAAAAAAAUGGGCUUUUCUGAUGAUCGCCUCUUCCGUGGCUUAUUUUGUAGGAUUGUUUCCCUGGCACAAAUGUCACGUUGGCUUUCAGUUUUUAAAUGAGCUACAAAUCUAGUGAAAAACUCUCUGGAAUUCACAAAGAGACCAUGUGUGUAUAUGUGAGUGUGUGUGGGGGUGUGUGCUUCUGGAACCACCUUUCGUUUUAAUCAGUGUAGGACAUUACCCUGUUGGUCACUUUGCUGCCAUAUUGGCUUGGACUCCUGGCCAGGUCCAUCCCAAAACUCGGUCAUCAGAUCAGGCUGGUUUCAGAGAGAUGUUCUGGAAACGGGAAGUAGUCUGAGAUGUUUUUAAAGCUCCCCCCCCCCCAUUCCCUUUUUACCAUUAAGAUUUUGUUUUCCUUCUUCUUUAGAUAAUUCUUUUAAUUCAAAUAGAGGUUCAUUUUGGAGCCAGACAUACCACAUAGGCCGCAGAUUUGCUUGUUUUGUUCGGUUGUUUCGAACUGAUAUCAGCCCAUUCUAUCCUCCCUUAGUCUUCGUGCCUGAUUUUCCAGCCAGCAGAAAUGUAGGCACGGAUAAGGUUUCCAUUGUUACAAGAUGACUUUGCUUUACGUUCUUACCGUGAGCACUGUGCUGUUAAGCAUUGGAUGUGAUUAUUUACUAUACAAAUUCAACACAAAACUCUGACCCAAAGUUCUGUGAUAUUUCACCUGCUCACUAAGAUAAAUGAUUUCCCUCAGGAGGGAAAACAGGGAUUUCCUUCAUCACAAAGCCAUCUUCAGUGUUUGCUUUAUCUAUUUAAAUCAUGUAUCGGAGGAAAGAAUGUUGUUCUCAGGUGAUGUAUGUAUAGUUCAUGCUUCGGUAUGCAUUUUUAAAAAUAAUGCACAUGCUUCCGUGAUACCUUCUGUAGGAUGCCAUGUGAAGAAGUUGUGGAGUUCUAAAAUAAGAAAGCGAAAGCUGUCGAAUGUCUGUGGCACUCUUAAAACAGCCCGUUCCCAUCACCUUGGGAUGUGAAAUCCCAGUAAGCAUAGCCCAGGGCCCAUCUGGGAAGUAAGGCGGCUGCGGUUCUCCUGUGACCACGUGGUGGAGGCGGGGCUAAGACGGCCCCUCCCCUGUGUGUGCUGGAAGCUCAGCAGGACAUGUAAGGGGCCCUGCUCGUAUUUAAAGCUGAGCAAAAGGACCACCCAUAAAUCAGGUAACAGGGGAAGGAGAAAUCUUGUAUGAAUUCCCACAUUUGGAUUCAUUUUCACUGCAACGUUUUCAUUUAAGAAAAGGGAAUUUUCUGAGCUUGAGCUUUUGAGAAUGCCAAACCGUGCUUUUGUCACUCUUCCUCGGAAUCCAUGGCCUUUGCAUACAAACUUCAAAUUCAGGGACCACGAGUUGUUGUCGGUGGGAAGGUCUUCCUAAUCUUAAAGUUCUGAGGUGGUUUUUACUUGAUUGUGCUUUUUUAAAAUCUUUUUUUUUUUUUUUUUUUUAUCGUUAGUAUUUGUUGGGUCUUCUUUUGCUUUAAACUCUUAACUUGAUCCUAGAAGAAAAAAGAAAAGAAAAAAAAAAAAAGCCUCUGUGUUUGUGGUGACAUUUGACCGAGGUGGUGUGGGGCCGCCCGCAGGUGGUGGGAGGCAGGCGGUCGGUGUCAGCAAUAUCCAGGUUUACUCAGUUGCCCUCGGCACAGGAGGCUGAGGAAUCGGUGGAAACGGUCUUGGGAAGGCACAAGAGAAACCUGGAAAGACAGUUAGGCUCAGGCAGCUACACAUCCGUGGUGUACAUUUUCACUUGGAAGCUGUCUAGGAGGAGAUGCAGCCAACCCAGGCCACUCCUGACACUCCCAUGUAGCCGAGCAGGAGAGAGGUGUGUAGGGCCUGCCUUCUUAGCCAGAGGCCCUUUCCUUCCACCCGCACUGGGGGCGGUGACAGGGGAAACCACUGGGGUAUUGGUAAUCCGUUCCCGAUUUAGCAGAGUGUGCUUCCAUGCCAGCAGCCAAGGGAGGCAGCUCACCAAGUCCCUGCUGCCUGUGGGUACUGUGCUCGUUACAGAAAAACAAACCUGGUCGUCCGAGUCCGCGUUUCCUUGAUUUUUAAAUUGAUAGAGAAAACAAGAAGCUGUCAAGCAAGUUAUAUAACAACUAACAACAUUGCACUUUCUGUAUAUGAAAUCAGUAUUUAAAUAACUUAUUUUUCUCCAUUGCUGUUUUUAAACAUUGUAAGUAGCUGUAAUAUACCAGUACCAGUAUGUUUUCGCGAUUGCUUCAGCCCAAGAAAGCUGUGUUAUUGUUUUAAAAAUUGUAAAAAAAAAAAUUAUUGUGACAAUUCAUUUAGCAAAGAGAAAGGACGGAAAGGGUUUUCCUAUGUAUCAAAACUUGUCUAUAAUUGUCAUCUAUGUACCUAGAAAAAAAAAAGUAAAUAAAUUUCUUCAGUUGAA
Messenger RNA from Pipistrellus kuhlii (Kuhl's pipistrelle), 7856 nucleotides. RefSeq names its product SAM and SH3 domain containing 1 (gene SASH1). The coding region runs from base 533 to 4732 and encodes 1399 amino acids. Gene Ontology annotation, molecular function: protein binding. The record is from RefSeq and is a predicted model, not a curated record. Lineage: Eukaryota; Metazoa; Chordata; Mammalia; Chiroptera; Vespertilionidae. The transcript is spliced from 21 exons.